AUGACAAGAGCAGGUUUAAUACCUGUUUUAGUCUAUAGAAUGAAUUAAUCUAUAGAUUAAUAUAUUGUUGUUGAUUUAGGCGUUAAUAUAUUACUUAAUUUAGCAUAUGAAGGUUAAAGUUUUUAAAAUUAUAUUAAGGAAAUUAGCUAGGGAUUUAUUUUUGAGGCUGUUGUUUAAAUUUUUGAUAAAUAUAAUCAGAAGCAUGAUAUUUGUGAAAGAUUGUCAGUUAUUAUUUAAAGAAUUACUUAUAAUUGUUAAUGCCUGGAAAAAAUUGUUAUAAAUUCAAAUAUAGUAUACAGAUACAAGCCCUAACGUAGUCCUUUUGACAAAACAAAUUACAUAGAUAAUUAUGUACCAAGACCUAAUCAUUUUCAUCCCGAUAGAAAACCAAAACAAUUAAAAUGGGAUGAUCCAAAUUACGAAUGGCCUCCAGUAAUUUUAAGACCUACAUAACUUAAAGGAAAAGCAUUAAUAAAGCAUAUCGAAUAACGUGAAAAGUUAGCAUUAGAGAGACAAAAGGAAUUUCGAAUUCCGGAAUUUAAAGCAGGGGAUGUAAUUGAAAUACAUUAUUUAAAAUCUUUGAGUGAAGGUUAUGGAAAUACAGUAACUGGAUUAUGCACUGCCAGAUAUAAAUAGAAUUCACUUAUGUCUGGAUUUGAUAUGGUAUUUAGAUUUUGUGGGGCUUAAGUAUUUAUGCAUGUGAAAUUAUUUUCACCUUUUUUAAAAAGCCUAAAAGUUAUUUAGACUUCUGAAGGUACUAUUAGAUAUAAGUUGAAUUAUAUAUGGUAUAGGAAUAAUACUGAUAAAGAAUUAAGAACUCCUAUUUCUUCUAUAAAGUUUAUUUGA
Molecule: messenger RNA, 846 nt
Organism: Ichthyophthirius multifiliis
Lineage: Eukaryota; Ciliophora; Oligohymenophorea; Hymenostomatida
Exons: 4
Source: RefSeq, a predicted model, not a curated record